UUCAGCUCUCUGUGUACUGUAGUACUUUCUUCUUGAAUAGAGUAGUUGAACCUUUUAUUAGUUAUGAUGUUGUAUGCAUAAAAUCCAAUUGUUAGUUAAUUUUAAGCUUUUAUUUAUGCUUUGCAUAUGGGCUUUUUCCUCUGUGAAUUUGAGACAUGUAUUCCAGCUUGAUACUCAUGUUAUAACAAUUGGAGUUUGAGUUUGAUUAUGAUUCAAUUGGUUUGUAAAAUAAUGCUUCGUAUCUUUGCUUUUAGAGGAUAAAAUUCAAGAAGCUUGUUUCGUAUAUUUGAUAAAAAGUCACACAGAGAUAUCGAGUGAAAACAAACGAAAAAAAACUUUUAUAUGUAUAGGGAUGUACAAAUUAAGGCUUAAUAACUUUUUUAUCAGUUUUGAAUAUUCUUACAUAUUUGUGUAUGUUUUAACUAGUCAACUGUUAGUCAACCAUUAGUGUUGGGGGUAUUUUUAAGAUAAAAAGUAACAUUUAGGACAUUUAAGGUCCCAUAAGUGAAAAGAGGAUAUUUUAAAGCCAAAUUCAAUGGUUUAGAGGCAUUAUUUGGUACUUUUAAGUAAAUGAAUAUUUUUACCUUAAUUCGUUAGUAGUAAAUUAAUAUAAAUUGACGCAAAUAACGCUAAACAUCUACCGGAAGAUUCCAAGGGCAUUGCGGCUGACUCCAUCUCUCCAAGAGAGAAGGCAAUGUCAAAAUCUUCUUCUCAAUCAACUGAAAAUGGAGAUCGCUCGGCGAAUUUAUCUCACACAUUCAAGUACUUGCUAGCAACUCAAUUUUUAUCAAGGGGAAUACCAUUCAUAUUCAACUCUUGGAUCGUUCGGCACCUCACUGAAGAAGACUAUGCGUUGUAUGCUGUACAAUUUCACUUGUUCAUUACUUGUGUGCUUUUUCUUAGUCGAGAGGGCUUCAGGCGAGCAUGCAUGAGGGCCGACAUUUAUUGUGGCGGAUCACUGAGAGAAAAUGCAGCAAAACUGUUGAGAGUAGCAUGGAUGACCCUCCCUUUGGGAAUAAUUGUCACAUUUGCAGGAUGCCUUUUUGUUUUAUGGUGGCAAGAACUAAGUUAUUCUAGUCAAUAUGCACAGGCUAUAUGGAUAAAUGGUUUUGCAUGUAUAUUGGAGCUACUAGCCGAACCCUUUUACAUCUUAUCUCAGAAUUUGCUUCUCCUUAAGUUGCGUUUGAUAGUUGAAAGUGCAGCUACCCUUUCACGUUGUAUAGCUACCUACAUGCUCAUUGUAAAGCUACCUGGCAUGGUAAACAACUAUUGAUCAUCUUCAUUAUUUA
Nicotiana tabacum (common tobacco) is the source of this 1289-nucleotide messenger RNA. The record is from RefSeq and is a predicted model, not a curated record. NCBI's taxonomy places the organism in Eukaryota, Viridiplantae, Streptophyta, Magnoliopsida, Solanales, Solanaceae.